Molecule: messenger RNA, 2292 nt
Organism: Verticillium nonalfalfae
Lineage: Eukaryota; Fungi; Ascomycota; Sordariomycetes; Glomerellales; Plectosphaerellaceae
Exons: 3
Coding region: 1-2292 (763 amino acids)
Biological process (GO): mitochondrial translation; ribosome disassembly
Cellular component (GO): mitochondrion
Molecular function (GO): GTPase activity; GTP binding
Source: RefSeq, a predicted model, not a curated record
AUGGCUGGCAAAACGACAACCACGGAACGGAUGCUGUACUAUAGUGGUGUCACAGCACGUGUCGGCGAUGUCGACUCUGGAAACACAGUGACUGACUUCCUCGAGCUUGAAAGAGAGCGAGGCAUCACGAUCCAAUCGGCGGCCAUCACCUUCAACUGGCCCCUACAGGAGGUCUGCCCCCCAGGAUCUCAUCCCAAGACCAUCAACCUCAUCGAUACUCCUGGACAUCAAGACUUUCGUUUCGAAGUCGAUAGAUGUCUGCCGGUUCUCGAUGGAGCUGUCUGCAUCAUUGACUCCGUCAAGGGAGUCGAGGCACACACGGAGAGAGUUUGGUCCUCUGCCCAGGAGCACGCCAUUCCACGCGUAGUCUACGUCAAUAAACUCGACCGAGACGGCGCAUCCUUCCGCAAGUCUGUGCUCGAGGUGGGCACGCGGCUCAAUGGCUGGCCGUUGGUCUGUCAGAUCCCCUGGUGGGAGAAAGAGAACUUUGUUGGUGUCAUCGAUGUCAUCGAUCGCGUCGGCUACCGGUGGAAAACCGAGAAGCAGAAAAUCACGUAUCGGGGCGAGGCUUUGGACAAGGCUCUUGCAGGAAACAAAGCCCUUCUUGACGAGAUUGAGACUGCGCGUGAGCGCCUCGUGGAGGGUUUGGCUGAGCUGGACGAACCGAUUAUGGACCUGUUCGCCGAGGACCCCGCAAAGAUCACAAACCAGACCCUCAAGGAUGGCAUCCGUCGAGCCGUGCGAAGCGGUGACGGCAAGGCGAUUCCCGUCUUUGCCGGGGCCAGCUUCCGACACAUUGGUGUUGAACCACUGAUGGACGCCAUCAUCGACUACCUGCCCAGCCCCAAUGAGAGGCCGGAUCUGCAUGUCCAGACUGGCGAGGGGAAGCAUAGCCUUGCAAAGCUUCUCCAUGAGCAUUCGGAGAAAAAAGGGAAGCACGCCAGGAUAGCGGCAGUCGCCUCCGUAUUCAAGGUUUUCAACCAUCCGACGGAGGGUAUGCUGAGCUUCGUCCGUGUCUAUCAUGGUGAGCUGCACCGCAACGCGGCCCCUUGGAAUACACACGCCCUCGUUUCCGAGUCGCCACUCGGUCUGCUCCAAAUCUCAGCGGCCAAGACCGAGGUCGUACAACACUUGUCGACGGGCCAGAUCGGGGCAAUGAAGGGCCUGAAGAAGGCGCGCACGGGAGACACGCUGCUCGCUACCGUGGGAUCCAAAACGCUUCCCGAGGGCCUGAGGCAUAUCCAGAUUCGCCCCCCCGAGAUCCCCCCCGCUGUCGCGUUCCUCGCCAUGGACCCAUAUGGCAACGUGGCCGCGCAGGAGCUGGAGACGCUCCUGGACCAAAUGUCACGACAGGACCCAAGCCUCAGAUGGAACCGCGACGAGAAAACCGAGCAGUUCAUUUUGCAGGGCAUGGGUAAACUGCAUCUCGAAGUAGCCUUGCACCACUUGAAGCAGAAUAUGAAGGGCCAGGUCGACUUUGGCACCAUCGAAGUCGACUACAAAGAGUGUCUGACUACGUCCACGGACCCGCACACCCUCGUCUUUGACAAGCCCGUCGCCGGCAAGGCCGGCAAGGUCACCUGUACCGCCGUGCUCGAGCCCCUCGAGGAUCAUCACCGCCAGUCCUCCCUCGAGCCGGACCUUGUUCGGGACGGGAACCACAUCCACAUUAUUAUUCCUCUCCCUGCCGACGGCAGCGAGCUCAAGUUCGAUACCCGCGAGGCCCGGCAGCAGAUGGUCAACGGCGUCGUGGCCGCCAUGGCGCGGGGGCCUCGUCGCAGCAGCCCGGUCCAGGGAUGCCACGUCACCGUGACGGUCGACACGGACCCGUCGGCCGUGGACGGACCGACGGGCGGCCACUUUAGCGGCGCAGCGCACCGCGUCGUCCGCGAGGCGCUGACCGAGGCACACAGGCGGCAGGGCGUCGGCCUGCUGGAGCCCGUCAUGCUCGUGCACAUUAGCUGUCCCGAGACGACAGCGGGGCAGAUCCAGCACGACAUUAGCUCUGGCGCAGGCGGCCACGUGCUCGAGGUCAGCGACCGGUCGGCCGAAGGCAGCGCGAGCGCCAUUGACGCGGGGAGCAUUUACGCGCCGCCGGACCCCUACGACAGCGUGACGUCGCUGCGCGAGAAGAAGUCGACGCGCAUGGUGGAGAUUGUGGCCAAGGUGCCGUUCAAGGAGGUGCUCGACUUUGAUCAGCAUCUGCGGAGCAAGACGGGCGGGCGACACUCGAUGACCAUGGCAUUCGACAGCCUCGACCGGGUCGUAGGACAGCGUGAGAAGAGCUUGUGA